This is a messenger RNA of Neolamprologus brichardi, 1783 nucleotides long. Its product is annotated as nectin-4-like. The record is from RefSeq and is a predicted model, not a curated record. Lineage: Eukaryota; Metazoa; Chordata; Actinopteri; Cichliformes; Cichlidae. Gene Ontology annotation, cellular component: adherens junction. Gene Ontology annotation, biological process: heterophilic cell-cell adhesion; homophilic cell-cell adhesion.
CAUCCGCAUUUUCCUCAUCAGAGCAGUCAUCCGGGAAUAACAAGGGCGAAAAGCGAAGAAAAGAAGCUGCGUGUUGUUUUCUUUAUGCUACUACGAGAAGUCAUGUCGCGCUAUUUUCCCACGAUCAUCUGUCGUUUGGCGAUAAUAUCCGCGCUCCUGCUGACCAGAGAAACGAACAGUCUCCAGGUGAUUGGUGGAAGUGUGACAGUGGUUCAAGGAGGCACUGCUAUCUUACCGUGCCAAAUCAUCCACACUGAUGAUGAUUUAACGCAGAUUACCUGGCAGAGGACAACCAGAGAAAAACCUCAAAAUGACAACUUUAUCACUGUCCAACCAAGGGAAGGACCACGGUUUGUCAAUGGACAUGAUGAUCGAUUUAAAUAUAUCGGGAAUUUUAACAACAAAAAUGCAACUCUCCAGUUAUCCAGUGUUGCAUUGAAGGAUGAAGGCAGCUACACGUGCAUCUUCACAUUGUUUCCCAGUGGAAAUCAGAAGACUGAGAUACCUCUUAUAGUGAUUGUGCCUCCUUUCACACACAUCAAGGACAACCUUCCCACUUUGGGCACAGAAGAGGUUUUAUUUGCUACCUGCACGGCUGCCGGAUCGAAGCCUACUGCUGAGGUGAGGUGGCUCACUGGUGCUUUGGGAGACAAAGUGAGGACGACAACAAACUCCAUCAAGUAUGACAACGAUACGACUACCACAGUCAGCUCUCUGUUUGGCGUACCUAUGAGAGAGAUUAAUGGUCACCAGGUCCAGUGUGUCAUCAGCGGUGACUCCCUGAUUAAAGAAGAAACCCUGCCCUUCACCAUACAGAUCUACUUCUCUCCCACAGAAGUGAACAUUACAGUGAUUUCAGAGGACUCAUUUGAGUGUUUGACAGAAGCCAACCCAAGUGCAAACUUUAUCUGGAGCAGAUCUGGAGAGUCUUUGCUGCAGUCUGCUGUCAGAGUGGAGGGUGCAAAACUACAACUGCUGAGUCUAAACUCCGAUCUAAAUGGCCUCUAUCAGUGUGAAGCAUCUAACGCUUAUGGAAGUAAACAUGGUCGGCUCUAUGUGCAUGUAGCAUCAGGAGCAUGCUCUGCUGCUUGGGCCUUAUUUCUUGUUUUGCUUUUCCUGAAUGUCGUGGGGACGGCAGCAUGGUGCUUUUAUAAAUCUGGACAUUUUCAAAGGUUUUGUUGGCAGAAUUUCUCAGCAAAUGAAGCAGCAGAUGGGAGAGCAGAGCAAGAACAGCAAGGAGAACAUCCUCUGACAGCUGUGGGCGCAUGUAAUGGACCACAUCUGGACUGAAGGCUCCACCAGCGUGUUCCAGGGUCAGCUGGUAGAUGAACAGAUGAACAGGUCGAGGUGCUUUUAUAUUCCUGAAUCAAUUUUUUUAAAAUUCAUAUAUAUGAAUGUUUCUGUCUUGCUGUUACUAUACCUUAUAUUUGCAGUAAUUACAGUAUUUAAAAGCAAAACAUUGUUAAUUGACUCCCACUCUGCGACAGCAUUUUGGAUGUGGCUUUAACUGCCUGUUCCUUUGUUUUCAUGUGUAACAACUGUAAUGGUACUUGUGAUCUGUGCUUGUGUUUCUACCAAGAGUGUGAACUGCUUUCAUCAGAAGCUGUAUUAAUGUAGUUACUAUAAAUUCAUUUGUUUAUUUUCCCCCACCUGAAUAUUAGUAUGUCCCUUCAUUAAGGGUAACAAUGUUAAUGUUACAUUUUAAGUUUACAAUCUAAUGCAAGGACACAAGUUCUGACAUGUCAACCAUUCAUAUGUAACAACAGAUGUAUUACCAGUGAAC